AUGGCAGGAGAACACGGUGACAAUUAUUGUUAUCAACUUGUGCAUUAUAUUCGCCGUUUCCAAGGUAUGGAAUCAUUGGAAGCUCUAUCGCCUCCAAAGACAAUUAUUAUCAAUCAAGAUUUUGCACAAUGCCAUGGCGUGGCACCGUUCUAUCUUGAUGAUUUGUUCGAUAUACCAUCACGCAGUCAUCCCCGAUACGGAAAUCAAGGUGGUCAAUUUACCGAUACUACAGAAAGGAAUCAUUUGGCAGUAAUGCAAGUAGCACGAGAUACCAAAUUUGUCUACUUUUAUGCACGUGCACGUGAACCGUGGGUAAAAGGUAAUGUGUUUAAUUGGAUAUUACUCAAUAUCGAUAAUAGCUAUGAGGCAGGAUGGCGUCGAUUUUGA
Rotaria socialis is the source of this 387-nucleotide messenger RNA. Lineage: Eukaryota; Metazoa; Rotifera; Eurotatoria; Philodinida; Philodinidae. The record is from the annotation of a GenBank genome assembly.